Molecule: messenger RNA, 2565 nt
Organism: Trichoderma atroviride IMI 206040
Lineage: Eukaryota; Fungi; Ascomycota; Sordariomycetes; Hypocreales; Hypocreaceae
Cellular component (GO): cytoplasm; nucleus
Molecular function (GO): mRNA binding
Source: RefSeq, a predicted model, not a curated record
GUCUGGGCUCGUUUGUUUCAUCGCGCUUCCUGGUCCGUGGACGAUUCGCCGGACCGCUGCUGAACGAAAGAAGAACAGAAUCCCAGUGCCCUGCCCGGUGGCCCUACUGCUGAGACUCAGAAGAAGAAGAAAGAAAGAAGAUAUACCCGGACUCUUUACGGUCGUCGCCACCAUGACUGAGGUUUCGUCCACCCGGCUCUACCUGGGGAACCUCCCUCGAAAUGCUACCAAGGCCGAUGUCGAGGCUCACUUUGCGACCCACGGCACCGGAGAGAUUACCGAAGUGAAGCUUAUGAACGGUUUCGGAUUCAUCGAGUAUAAGGAUGCUAUGGAUGCUCGCGACGUCGUUCCAGCUUUCCAUGGAUCCGACUUUAUGGGAGAACGCCUCACCGUCCAGUUUGCCCGUGGAGCUCGACACCGAGAGGGCGGCAUGGGGCACGAGCGUGCGCCGCCGCGACCGCGUAGAACUCCUCACCGAAUGCAGAUCACGGGACUUCCCAAUGAUACCAGCUGGCAGGACCUUAAAGAUUUCGCCCGUCAAUCAAGCCUUGAUGUGGUGUACUCUGAGACAGGCCGCGACUCCAAUGGCCGAGGCUUUGUCGAAUUCGAGACUGCUGCAGAUCUGAGAACAGCCGUUGAAAAGCUUGACGGCCGUGAGUUCAAGGGCGCCCGUGUCCAGUGCCUUGUUGACACUCAACCCGACAUGCCCCCGCGGGAUCCCCGUGCCCGAUCUCGUUCACCUGGACGUAGGCCAUACCCACCGCCGCAGUUUGAUAACUAUGACCGCCGAGGCGGUCCUCACCGAGGUUACAACCGCGAAGGCGCUGCACCAUCGUAUGGCUACCGUGACAGAAGCCCUCGCCGUGAAUACUAUGACGACCGGGCUCCGCGCUAUCGUUCACCUCCUCGCCGGCCCGUGGAAGAUUACCCGCCCCCUCGAGGUCGCUACGAUGAGCCUUACCGCCGCGAUUAUCCCCCGCCUCCUGCCGAUCCGUAUGCAAAUGGCGGUCGACCUGCCUAUGACCGGCCACCAAGAGACUUUCCUCCCAGAGAGCCAGCAUACCCUCGAGAAGGAUAUGCGCGAGACUACGAUCGUGGUGGGCGCUACUGAUGACCUACCACAAACGGACUUAUCAAUUCGAAAAGUUGGGGCGUAUGGUUUGCAGAGGCUGGGUAUUACGGGACUUGUAUCUAGUGUGGAAGGUUGGGGAGUUUGGACUUAUCAACGAGCAGCUUUGCUAUUUGCUAUUUCGAUACGAGUGGACACCGGACGAUGAGGCUCUUGACGAUCAGAAUGAAUAUGGGACAGCCAUUGACAGAAUGGAAGGGAUCUCCGGGAACACAUGAUAUCACAUGGGAGGCAAGAAGAGUCAGGCUGUACGAUUAACGGGAUUUAUGUAUGGUUCAUUGAUUUUGCUUUUUUUUUAAUUUACUGCUUUUUAUUUCUUAGUUAUACAUAACAUUUUUGCAUCCAAACGUUCUCAACCCAUAUACGACGUGCUAUUCGAACAGCAACAGAAAGAAACUGAAAGAAACAAAGAACCGAAAUGAAUCAAGAAAACAUCAUCAACAUGAGGAAUAUGGCAUUAAAAGAGUUGCUUGCAAGCAGCUCAGCGUUGGCGACCGUCACAACGCGAGAGGUAGUCGCUGUUAGUAUUAUACACAAACCGUCCUCUUGGCUCAUACAUGUAUAUACAUGUGUGUAUAUCUCCACCAGUUCAAGGAAACAUGUCGCUCAUUUCCAGGAAGAAAACCAAAAGUAUUUGAUGAAAGGAUGUUUGCUGAAGCCGACAAAUAUGUGUAUAUCAAGGGGAGGUUUUCUUCCCCAAUGUGAUUCCUUUCGGACAUGUUCUUUUUGAAAACACCAUAUUACUGCCUUUUAGGCGGCGGUCUUCUUCCACUGGGAGUAAACGCCGAUUACACUGCUGACUGUUCCGGCCAGGCCGACGAAGCCGUCGUCGAAGCCGACCCAGUUGAGGGCGGCGAAGGGGACGGUCAAGUCGCAGACGUCGGAGACGAGCUGGAGGCGGCUGGCGAAGCGUUCCUUUAGGAUUUGCUUGCUCUCGACAACGCCCUCGCCAUCCUUGCGGUCAAUCUUGGCCUCGCGCUCCUUCAGCCUGUACAGCGUAUACAGCUGCGCCGCGACGCUGAAGACCAGCCCCAUGGCCCAGAAGCGAUAGGCAUGCUGCGUCAGCGUCUUUGCGGCGGACCACUUGCGGAUGCCGGCGGCGUCGCCCACGGUCAGCAUGUCAAACGACAGGUAGCCCGCGUAGCCAAUCUGGCGGCCGACGGCGGCGUAGCGCAAAAAGGGCUCGAGGGUUUUGGCGUCGGCGGCCUGGGCGGCGGCCUUUACGUGCUCGAGGUUCUUGCCGACGCGCAUGAUUUUGCGGGCGAGGCCAAACUGCUUCUUGAUGGCGUUCCAGGGGGCCAUUUGCGAGGGCGUGCCGUUGGUGCGCAGGAGGUACCAGGCGUAGAAGCGGGCAAAGUACUGGAGCGUGCGGAGGAUCUUGUCACGGCCGACGGUGGUGGCGACGAAGCGGAGGUAGUGAGCCACCGAGGGGUGGU